UUCUUGUUUUCUGUCACGCAGACAAAGGACUGUUCACCUUCUAGGACUGUUCACCGACUUGACCAGUGGAGAACUUCAGACCCUCCUCCUCCAAACGAAGCUCUACAGAGCCCAUGUGAGUCCCUACCUCAUGGCACUCACUUGCCUAGAAGGAAAUGGGCCGUCCUGAACAGAGCUAGGUGUGGAGUAGGUAGGACCAGAGACAAUCUGCUAAAAUGGGGACGGGUGAGCUCAGCUGACUGCCCAUGUGGCCACCCUACCCAAAGCAUGCAACACAUCCUACAGGACUGCGAAUUUGGACCAUCUGUCACCAAACGAGACCUGUACGAUGCAAACCAGGAAGCCCUGGACUGGCUGGAGCAGUGGGCCGACAAGCCAUCAUGAUGACCUUCUAGGCCUCACGUAAUGGAAAGUCCCGGGAGUGGCGCUGCAGCCCAACCUGAACAAUGCAGAGCUUUUACAGGUACACGAUUGAACUGACGUAUCCUCACUGUUUUGUUCAAAGGCAAACCAUUAGAUUGGAUUUUGGAAAUGUCUAAGGGUAAGAAUAAGAGUAAGAACAUGGCCAGCUUGUCAAGCAAAGUACAGCAACUGGAAUUGUGCCUCAAGAGUAAAGACGACCAAAAACUCGGGUAUUGGCUGGCACUGAGAGAAGCUAUCAUUGCAUCAGAUCAUUUCAUGGAGAUAGAAGUCUUGAAAAGCCUUGGAGACCUUCAUCUUGAGAAAGGCAAGCUCAGGAAAGAUUCGGCAGAGUUUGACGAGGUUGCUGCCCUAUAUGCUGCUGCCCUAAUGCGCUGCAAAGAUCCAGACAUGCGAAAAACACUGGAACAUCGUAUGCGGUACACAGAGAAACUCUCCAGACAACUGCUGCAGGGGUACACUCCACAUUUCCUGUGGUUGUCACCAGACUACUGGGGCCCUGCUGACAGUGAUGUCUUAAGGGUGAUGGAAACCUGUGACCAUGUGGGUCAAAUCAUGAAUGAACCAAAGAACCAAGUAAGGCUAUCCGUUGAGGACGCCUACACACAAGCACUCGUAACUGCCAUUGAACUCGGUGACAUGUUAUUGGAACAAGAGGUUCUUAAAUCGUUAGGAGAUCUGUACCUUGAGAAAGGGAAGAUCGUCUCUGAUGCAUCACAGUUCUCCAAGGCAGCUGCCAUGUACGACAAGGCCCUGGCAAGGUGUGAGGAGCAAGGGGCAAAAGAAACUCUGCACCAUCGCAUCAGAUACGCAGACAAGAUCAGAGAAGCAGUGAAAAAGUACAAGGACCACCUAAAGGAAGGUGAAAGAUCUUUUGCCAGGUCAGACCUGGACUCAGCAGAACUGUGCUUUGCAGCUGCACUCAAGACUGUACAUCUAAGAGACCCCACAGCCCAGCAGUACCAGAGAGAGGUGGAGCCCCUGUGCAAGUUGGGGGAUGUCUACAGUAAGCGAGGUCAGCAGACAGGAGACGGGGGAGACUUUGUCAAAGCAGCAGCACUCUACAAUGCAGCAAUAGCCAGGUCAGAGGACCAAGUCACAAAUAGUAACUUAGCAACAGCUAUAAGAGAAGUAGAGAAGUCAUUUAUUAGAUGUAGCUUAGGCAUUCAUUGCAAUGUGAGCCAAGAUAAUAUAGAAAAACAUAAGAAACAGCUGAAGGAGAUGCGGGACCAGAUCAAACUGGAGAUGGAAAUUAUUGACCAGCAGCUGGAUCCCUAUGUACACGAUGAGGACGACCCAUGUGUCAAAGAGAUAGAGGCAAAACGAGCUCAAGCUAUUAGGAAAUUAUUCGAAAGAAUUGCAAAAGAAAGAGAGGAAUUUAUCAGCUUGCGUGUAGAAGAGUGUAUUGGGUUAAUGGGUCCCCCUCCCUGUAAGUAUGCCAUGAUAGGUUUGGGUUCACAGGCCACAGGACUGGUAACUCCAUACUCAGACCUGGAGUUUGCCAUCUUGGCAGAGGAAGAAAGUGAAGAAUAUAAGGCUUAUUUCCGUAACCUCACCCACUAUCUACACCUCAAGGUGGUCAACCUGGGAGAAACCAUUCUCCCAGCACUGGGAAUAAAAUCUCUCAAUGACUUCUACUCUAAGAAUCCACUUGACGACUGGUACUUUGACUCUGUUACACCUCGUGGGUUUGCAUUUGAUGGUUCCAUGCCAAAAGCAAGCAAGACUCCACUGGGCAGGCAGGAAACUAUUAACGAAGCACCCAGUGAACUCAUUUGCACCCCAGAAAAUAUGGUUUUGAUGUUUCAAAAGGAUGUCACACUAUACCUGAAGAAGGAAUAUCACCUAGCCACUAUCUUGAGAAACCCAUGCCUGAUAGCAGGGGAUCAGGGUUUGUUUGACACAUAUAUGGGCAUUAUAGUGAAGAUACUGCAAGCUGAUGGGGGUAAAAUGGCUCGACAACUGGCAGAGGUGACAAUCAUUGAAAACUUUGAAAAUUACAAUGAAUGGAAAAGCACAUUCACGCCAAAGGUGAUUGAUGUGAAGAAAGAACUCUAUCGCUUCCCCGCUGUAGCAGUGGACUGCUUGGCACUGUCCUCAGGCAUCAUACCUACCACAGUUUGGGAAACAAUAACAGACAUGGAACUCAAAGACGUUGUCAGUGCUGAAAAUGCACAUCAUUUGCUGGUGCUGUUGAGCAUCUCAGCAGAACUCAGGCUUAGAACUUACAUUGAAAAUGGAGGGCAGAAAGAAAACUUGUCAGCUCUGGCCUCCAUAGAAUCAAUGCUGGGUGAACAGCAAUCGCCCCUACAGAGAAAUGACAAAAAAAAUGUACUGAAAAAUGUAUUCUACCUGCAGAACGAAAAACAACUUUUCAGGUACUAUUACACUGUAGUACCUCUUAAAAAACAUCUAUAUGAAACAUCAGAAUCGAUUCAGUUGGUGCCAUCCUCUGUACCCAGUGACAUUAGCGAACAGGUGAAAGCUACAGAGGAUGGCAUCCAGACACCCAGGCAUUCAAUGCCUACUUUGUGCAAUACCUCUUCUACCAUAAGAGGAAUAAUGUACUUUGAGCUAUGUGCAUAUAAGCAGGCCAUCAACCUUCUUAACAAGGCAAUCUAUGAUGAAAUGGGCAUUGAUGACAAAAUUGAACUUCUUGACUAUGUGGGAAUGGCCUAUAGGUACCUCGGGGAUUACAAAAAGUCAAUCCAAUACCUGGAACAGGUGCUGAAGAUGCAGAGGCUUCUAUAUAUAGGUGGUGAGAAUGCAGUACAUCCUCAAAUUCUCAGAUCACUUGCCCAUCUAGGGAAUUCCUGGCUUGAGUUUGGUGAUAACAAAAAAGCCAUAGGCUACUUUGAUGAGGCACUGAAGAUGCACAACAGAAUCUUUGGUAAGGGUAAAGCAGAUCCUAGCAUGGCAGGUUUAUUUGUAAGUCUGGGGUUAGCUUGGUACAAUCUGGGCGAUUAUAGACAAGCCAUUGGAUACCAUGAACAGGCACUGAAGAUGCACAGGAGUACCCAUGGUCAGGACACAGCAAACGGUGAAAUUGCCCAUGCAUUAAACAACUUAGGAUUAGACUGGUAUGAUCUUGGUGACUACAGCAAAGCAGAGAGCUACUCAAAUGAGGCACUACAAAUGUACAGGCGUCUCUAUGGUCAGAACACAGCACAUUUAGAUACUGCCAGGGCUCUGAGCAACCUGGGGCGAGUCAUGGAUGUACAAGGUGAACACCUCAAAGCUAUCAGCCACUUUGAACAGGCACUACGUAUGGGUCAAAUUGUAGUUGGUAAGAGUGCAGCACAUCCUGUUAUUGCUGACACACUCAACAACCUGGGGGCAGCCUGGAAUAAUUUGCGUAACUACAUAAAUGCGCUCACUCACUAUGAAAACGCCUUAAAGAUGUACAAAAGUAUCUAUGGUCCUAAUAAAGCACAUUCUGACAUUGCAAUGUCACUAAAUAACCUGGGGUCAGUCUGGCAUGAUCUUGGUGAUCAUAGAAAAGCUGCCAGCUACUAUGAACAGGCACUGCAGAUGGACAGGAGUAUCCAUGGUCAGGCUAAAGCACAUCCUGACAUUGCUGGGUUACUCACCAACCUGGGAACUGCAUGGCAUGGCUUAGGGGAUAACAGGAAAGCUAUCAGUUACCACGAACAGGCACUGAAGAUGUACAGGAGUAUCUUUGGCCAGAGUACAUCACAUCCUAACAUUGCCACAUCACUCCAAAACUUGGGGGUUUACUGGAGUAGUCUUGGCGAUCACAGGAGAGCAAUUAGGUACUAUGAAGAGGCACUGCAGAUGUGCAGGUGCUUCACUGGCCAUAACAAAGCACCUCUAGACAUUGCUAGGCUACUAGGCUACCUGGGAGAGGCCUGGCUUCACUUAGCUGAUCACCGGAAAGCUAUCAGACACCUUGAACAGGCACUGCAGAUGUUAAGGAGUAUUCAUGGUCAGACUACAGCACGCUCUGACAUUGCCAAAGUACUCGGCGACCUAGGAUCGUCCUGGACUAAUCGUGCUGAUUUCAGGAGAGGAAUCAGCUACUAUGAAGAGGCACUGCAGAUGAAGAGAAGUAUCUAUGGUCAGAGUACGGCGCAUCGUGACAUUGCCACCUUACUUAAUAACAUAGGGCUAAACAAGGACUUUCUUGGUUACAAAACAGAAGCUUUCAUACUGUACAAAGAAGCAUUAGCCAUGGCAUUGAAGCUUGAUCCUUCAGACAAAAGGAAUGCACUAAUAAAUCAAAUUAAAGAGAAUAUGAACUAGACACUCAUUUCAUUGCCUCCGUUAGGCAUCAAACGAAAAUAAUGUAUACUAUCAUGAAAGUCCAUCUGUGUUGGUAGUUACAUGUUUAAAGUUAAAACUAUUGAUCCGACAGAAA
Branchiostoma belcheri (Belcher's lancelet) is the source of this 4798-nucleotide messenger RNA. RefSeq lists its product as uncharacterized. The transcript has 3 exons. The coding region runs from base 532 to 4683 and encodes 1383 amino acids. Gene Ontology annotation, molecular function: protein binding. Lineage: Eukaryota; Metazoa; Chordata; Leptocardii; Amphioxiformes; Branchiostomatidae. The record is from RefSeq and is a predicted model, not a curated record.